Messenger RNA from Chlorella variabilis, 1047 nucleotides. RefSeq lists its product as hypothetical. The transcript is spliced from 9 exons. The record is from RefSeq and is a predicted model, not a curated record. Bases 1 to 1047 code for a protein of 348 amino acids. Gene Ontology annotation, biological process: protein polyubiquitination. Gene Ontology annotation, molecular function: ubiquitin protein ligase activity; metal ion binding. Lineage: Eukaryota; Viridiplantae; Chlorophyta; Trebouxiophyceae; Chlorellales; Chlorellaceae.
AUGGGGGCCACCAGCCACGUGCUGUGCAAGUAUUACCUGCAUGGCGCCUGCAAGUUUGGGGCCGCCUGCGCCUUCUCGCACAGCAUGGCGGACGGCGAGUCGCAGGUCUGCAAGUUCUACCUGCGAGGCGAGUGCUCCUACGGCGACCGCUGCCGCUACAUGCACACCAAGCCGGACCGCGCCCAGCCGCCGACGACCUGGCAGAGCAGCUGCCUAUCUCGCGGCUGCGCCUGGGCGGCCAGGCUCUCGACGCCGACGCGGCGGCUGCUUGGCGGCGGCGCGCAGCAGCCGGGCGUGUGGUCGCUGCCAGAGGGCGGCGGCGGGCAGCCGGGGUGGGCAGCGGGCGGCAGCCACCCCUCGCUGCGCUCGCUGUGCAUGCAGUGGUUCAGCAGCGGGGCGUGCGGCAGGGGGGACAGGUGCCAGCUGGUGCACGGCGAGCUGUGCCAGCACUGCCACAAGCACGCGCUGCACCCGACCGACGCCCCCGCCCGCCAGCAGCACCUGGCAGAGUGCCGGCUGCGCCACGAGCGGCUGGCGGCGCGCGCGGCCAGCUCCGCCGUCGAGUGUUCAAUCUGCCUGGAGGCGGUGCUGAGCAAGGCGGCCCCCGGGGAGCGCAAGUUUGGGCUGCUGACGGGGUGCGACCACCCGUUCUGCCUGCGGUGCAUCCGCAGCUGGCGGCAGAACACCGACGGCAGCGUGGACAUCGACACGGCCCUGCGCACCUGCCCCGUCUGCCGCACCACCAGCUACUACAUCGUUCCCAGCCUGGUGUGGCCCACCAGCGGGGAGGAGAAGGAGCGCAUCCUGGCAGGCUACAAGGCCAAGCUGUCGCUCAUCGACUGCCGCUACUUCAACUUUGGGGACGGCACCUGCCCCUUUGGCACCUCUUGCUUCUAUCGGCACGCCUACCACGACGGGCGGCUGGAGGACAAGGGCCUGCGCAAGGCGGCAGACGAGGAGGGGCACAUCCGGGUCAUGCAGCCGGUGCGCCUGUCGGACUUCAUCGCCGCCAGCACCGCAGGCCAGCGGCUGGGCAGGCGCAGGUAG